UCAUUUUACCUGUGUUUAUUCAAAGUAAUCAAUUUGUUUUUAUUAAAAUUUUAGAACUCGAGAAACUUAAGUCUGUUGUGUCUGCCGACUUCUUACUCCUACUGGCAGCUUUAGAAAUACAAGUUAUUUUACCAUAAAUUGUCAGUGUUGGUGUCACAAUGUCCGUAAUUCUAAUGGCCGGUCGUAAGAGGAUAGAUAUAAGUAAGCGUGACAUGUCUAAAAAGAAGAAAGUUAUAAGAAAAGCUGGAUAUAUAGGAUCAGACGGUGUUGCCAAAAUUACGACAGGAUGGGAACUUGAAGUGGAGGGAAAAAAUGUCAAAAUAUCAUUUUCUCGUGACAACUUUCAUGUAUGGGUGAACAGCGAACCAGUAGAAACAACAGCCUACAUUUCAGACGAGGGGUAUGAUGUUGACCUGUUUUUCAGUUUUGAAUCCCACAAAGGCCAUAUCUUCAGUGAUGUUGACAACGAUCGUGACGAAAUGAUAAAUUAUAUACUUAUUGAUGACGUAUGCGUGGGUGAUAGUUAUCAAACUGUUCACCAUCAGACAAAGAAAACUUCAUGAGGCUCACGUGAUAGCAGAUUUUGUAGAGAGUAGUGUAACAAACUGUUUUGGUAGUUUUUGUUUUAUUGAGAAACUAAACAUUGUCAAAAGAAUUAUUAUUUGAAUAAGCAUUGAGAUAUCUUUUAAGAACGGUGAAUGCUAGUGCCCAAUUUGUGAUUUAGCCUUAAAAAAUAAAAAAACGAAUAAUAAAGUCUGCCAGAAACAUCUUUUAACACUUUAUGGCGCUGUAGUUUUAAGACAAUACCAGUUGGCUAGUGUAUAUAGAAGAUCGGAGUUGAAGUUUCUUCUGCCAACAGCUAAAUGCAAGUUGCAUAUCAAAGAUGUAUAUAAAUGUAAAUGUGUAUUACCUUUAUGAAGUUUCGUUUGCCAUUUUCAGUGUUUAUUUUUUUCCCUUUAUUUAUAUGCAACCAAAUCUUCGACGCAGAUUAUUUUCGAUCGUUGAAUUAUGAUUUGAUAAUUUUGCUCUUUAUGUGCAUCAAUUUUUUGUAUUAUUUUGUAUUUAGAUGAGAAAACAAUUGGAUUUUCUUUCAAGCAAGUGUCAAGAUAUUCACAGUAAAACUUUAAAAUGUCGUUUGAUAUGAUUUCAAAAAGCUUGUUUUUUAUUUGAUUUUGUGUUUUAAUGCUAGUUAAGGUACGUGAUAGAUACAUAAUUUGAACAUUACAACGCUUUAUUUAUCGAGUGUAAUUAGGAAGCUACCAUUUGAUUUUUAUGGGAAGAUGGGGAGCUAGGAUGAAAGUAAAAAAAAAGAAGCAGGACGGGAGUUAUCAUUAGGAAGAGAAAAAAGGCUUCAUGACAAUUUAUGUAAAAACAAGUGUCAGAAUAAACAAUAAAAAUAAAGGCAGGAUCAAAUAGAGUGAAAAAUAAAAAGGGAGGACAGAGACCAACUAUAAAAGCAGUCCACAAUUUCUAAUCCUAGCUAGAACUUCCCCAUAAAAAUCAAAUGAUAGCUCCCUUACAUUCAUUUUAAAGCUAUAAAUUUAUAUAGUAUUUGAGCAGUUUCUUGUGAUUUUAAGAUUUAUACAAAAUAAAAUGUUCACUUUUAA
This is a messenger RNA of Mytilus trossulus (common blue mussel), 1607 nucleotides long. RefSeq lists its product as uncharacterized. Gene Ontology annotation, biological process: negative regulation of apoptotic process. The transcript is spliced from 4 exons. The coding region runs from base 159 to 563 and encodes 134 amino acids. NCBI's taxonomy places the organism in Eukaryota, Metazoa, Mollusca, Bivalvia, Mytilida, Mytilidae. The record is from RefSeq and is a predicted model, not a curated record.